Naumovozyma dairenensis CBS 421 is the source of this 1392-nucleotide messenger RNA. RefSeq names its product DUF5314 domain-containing protein. Lineage: Eukaryota; Fungi; Ascomycota; Saccharomycetes; Saccharomycetales; Saccharomycetaceae. The coding region runs from base 1 to 1392 and encodes 463 amino acids. The transcript has a single exon. The record is from RefSeq and is a predicted model, not a curated record.
AUGUGUUCCCCUAUUGUUCCCAAUACGUCUGUUGAUAUAGGCAACCUGGCUCAACAGGUUAUGAGCCCAUCGGUUUCAGGUCCUAAUGCCCUUACAAUCAAGUUAACAGACGCUUCUAACUAUCAAAGGUGGUUCAACAAGUUAACCAACAAAGUUCUUACCACCAGUGUUUAUUGGUUUGAAUAUCUCCAAAAUGGAGGAGUCGUUGACAAUAUUCAAGUUUUUGCCAAUCUCUCAUCAGCUCAACGCAUUACUGUAGCAAGCUGUUUUAAUGUAGCAUUAAUUAUGUUGAUCAGAAACUCCUGUUCUGGUACUGCUCAGAUUGAAGUUAGUCACUACUUCGAAAAUUCAGAUGACGAAAAUGCUAUUGAGCUAUUACAGUGGCUAAAAGCAAAAUUCUCUUUUCCAACCGUUUCCAUGCUUGUCGAAAAUUUUUCGAACACAUCAAAUAUGAUUAAUACGGCUCCAAUUGAAAAAAGAGACUGGGCUGUUAAGCUAUCCUCCAUCAUUCUCACUGAUGCUACCGAGGAUGAAACCUCUUAUUCUACUUUGCUCAACAAUCCCACUUUCCACUCAUACCGGAAAAAGAUGCUUGAUCGUCUUGCUGCAUCAUUGAUGGUCUCUAUCUCACCAUCUAUUAAAGAAAAGAUCCUAGAUCGCUAUGGCGACGAUUUCUCCAUCUCUACUGACCAAGUUACUAAGUUACUGGAGCGUAAAGCAGCCAACUCUGGUACUGAGAACAAUCAGGUCGUUAUUGCUCAUGGCAAAUACAAUGCAAAAAACAAGCACAAAACCUCGAAUAGAGAAUGUGCAGUUUGCAAGGGCCCACAUUCACUCGAAAACUGCAAAAUUUUCAAGUCGAAAUUUCCCCAAGCCCAUAUUUUCCAAAAAGCAAAGAAGAAAACCCAAAUGAAUAACUCUCAUUAUUCAGAUGGUAUGAAUGACUCCUCUUGGAUGGCCAUCUCCGACUCUGCUACCACAAAUUCCAAUGCUACUUCUUCGUCCGCACUUUCCUCUAAUCACUGGAUUUUUGACACCGGUUGUACCAGUCAUAUGACCCCUCAUCGCUCUGUCUUCUCCGAAUUCCAUACUGAUGUCUCUGGGUCCGUCAAGGGUGCUGGUGGUUCAGUUCGGAUUAAAGGACACGGUACUGUUAAACUCAAUGGUAUCACAUUGAAUGAUGUUCUGUAUGUUCCUGAUCUUCCAGUCAAUCUAAUUUCUAUUAGAAAGGCUACUCAGACCUCCAAGAAUCAAUUUGUUUUUACCAACGAGAAAGUUGACGUAUUCAAUGAAAACCACCGUUUAGUCUCAAGUGGUUCCUUGUGUGUGUUGAGCCAGGUUGCCUAUAUCAACAGACGUAUUGGGAACAAUAGGGGAACACAUCGAGUAUAG